Molecule: messenger RNA, 660 nt
Organism: Strongylus vulgaris
Lineage: Eukaryota; Metazoa; Nematoda; Chromadorea; Rhabditida; Strongylidae
Source: the annotation of a GenBank genome assembly
AUGGUUAUGAUGCUGGACAUCUUGCAGGAGUAUCUUCAAUUACGUCGUUUUCCUGCGCAGCGUCUUGAUGGGUCCAUGCGUGCUGACCUCCGUAAACAAGCUCUUGACCAUUUUAAUGCUGAUGGAUCAACUGACUUUGCCUUUCUGCUGUCUACUCGCGCCGGCGGUCUGGGCAUCAACUUGGCAACUGCCGACACGGUAAUUAUUUUUGACUCGGACUGGAACCCACAAAAUGACCUUCAAGCAAUGAGCAGAGCGCACCGGAUAGGGCAGACUCGCCAGGUGAACAUCUACCGCCUCGUGACCCGUAAUUCCAUGGAAGAAGAAAUAGUUGAACGAGCAAAACGCAAACUUGUGUUAGAUCACCUUGUUAUUCAGAGAAUGGACACAACUGGAAGAACUGUUCUGAAAUCCUCCGGUGGUGCUCGCUCUAUCCCGUUUGAUAAAAAAGAGCUCAAUGAUAUAUUAAAGUUUGGCGCUGCUGAUUUGUUCAAAGAAGGUGAUGGGGAAGAGCAGGAACCUGAAGUUGAUAUUGACCGAAUUUUAAGUGUAGCAGAGACAAGGGACGCCGACGAAGCUCAAUUGAAAUGGAGGAGCGUCGUAUAUCACCUCUUUCUUGAAGAGUUUCGCAGUGAAAGUUAUGAGCUCAUAAAAGUCUGA